AGGAAUUCCGAAGCAAACGACCACGACGGGGAGCUAUGAUGUCGUCAUCUGUUGAGUGAGUUCCGAGCUUCGUGUUGUGUUUGGGUAUGGCCGUCAAAAUCUGAAGGCCGAUAUGAGCCGAGUGGUGAAGAACCAGAACCAGAACCAGAGCCCGAGGCCCUAAUUUCUACCGUUGGGUCGCCGGAGAUGGAGACGCCGCCUGAACAAGUUUCAGUGCAAGAAAUUAAGCAGAGAAAGUGGAAGAGAAAAGGCACUUCAUGUUCAUCCUCCUCGGCUCGUAUAAACAAUUUGGACGAUGGCUGUCUAAUGCAUAUAUUCAGCUUCCUUUCCCCCAUACCAGAUCGGUAUAACACCGCCCUCGUUUGCCACAGAUGGCGUUACUUGGCAUGUCAUCCUCGGCUGUGGCUGCGGGUAGAACGAUCUAUUAAAGAUUUAUCUGAGUCUGGAGUUUUCCCAACUAUUGAGGCAGCUGUUGCUGCUGCAAGGCCUGGUGACACCAUACUAAUUGCAACAGGUGGAGUUCAUUCUGCCUCUAACAUUCAAAUAACAAAACCACUUUGCCUGAUUGGUGGAGGUGAGCUUCCUGAGGAGACAACGCUUUUCUGCACUCGUGGUUCGGAAAGUGCUUUGGAGUUCCUGUGUACCAGUAAACUUUCAAAUUUAACAGUGAAGGCAGAACUUGGUUGCUGCUUGCUUCACAGGAAGGGAAGAUUAAUUAUAGAUGGAUGUGUCCUUCAAUGUGAGUCAAACCCUUUGGAUUACCUAUCAUGCCCCAUUGUUUGUUCAGCGAAUCCCGAUAAGUUAUUGCCUUCCUCGGUGAAGGGUGGCUAUACAGAUGGCGUUUCUGUUUCGCAAACCCGCAUUGAGGGUGGUGCUAAAGCUGUCCUAACAAGCGAGGACCUGGCAUUACAGCACGUUCGAGUUAUUUAUGCUCGAACGGCUCUGUUCUUUUGGUUUGAUGUCGAAUACAACUUGUAAUAGUGCCCUCCUGUAAUCUAUUAACAAUGUGCAUCUGUUUCAACUUGUUAAUCCUUUAGAUCUGUUGUUAUAUUGGUGAUUAUUUAACUUGAAUGAUGCCUCUGUUUAGGCCUUUGUCAUAAUCUCUUUCGCUUUCUAGAACUUUCGUGAUCUCUUUAUUUUUAACUGGUAACGAUCGGAACUCUAUUUUAUGUAACCAUUUUGAGGCU
This is a messenger RNA of Momordica charantia (bitter melon), 1187 nucleotides long. It is a transcript of the gene SKIP5, whose product is annotated as SKP1/ASK-interacting protein 5. The record is from RefSeq and is a predicted model, not a curated record. Gene Ontology annotation, molecular function: protein binding. NCBI's taxonomy places the organism in Eukaryota, Viridiplantae, Streptophyta, Magnoliopsida, Cucurbitales, Cucurbitaceae.